GGCGCGGGGCGGGCGCGGGUUCUCCAUCCGGGCGCGGCGAUGCGGGUGCACCUGGGCGCGCUGGCGGGCGCGGCGGCGCUCGGCGGGGCUCUCAGCUUCGUGCUCCUGGCGGCCGCCGUGGGCACGGACUUCUGGUACAUCAUCGACACGGAGCGGCUGGAGCGCGCGGGGGGCGCCAACCGGAGCCAGCCGGAGCCCCUCAGCUCGCACUCGGGGCUCUGGCGCACCUGCCGGGUGCAGAGCCCGUGCGCGCCGCUGAUGAACCCCUUCUGGCCCGAGAACGCGACGGUCAGCGACGCCAGCCGCCAACUUCUGACCAUGCACGGCACCUUCCUCAUCCUGCUGCCUCUCAGCCUGGUCCUGAUGGUGUUCGGGGGCAUGGCGGGCUUCCUCAGUUUCCUCCUGCGAGCCUCACGCCUGCUGCUUCUCACUGGAACCCUCUUCCUCUUUGGAGCGCUGGUGACCCUGGCCGGCAUCAGCGUGUACAUUGCCUACUCGGCCGCCGCCUUCCGGGAGGCACUGUGUCUGCUGGAGGAGGCGGCGCUGCUGGAGCAGGUGGACAUCCGCUUCGGCUGGUCCCUGGCCCUGGGCUGGGCCAGCUUCAUCGCCGAGCUGCUCACCGGGGUGGCCUUCCUGUCCGCCGCCCGCGUGCUCAGCCUGAGGCGGGUGCAGGAGGGCGCCAUCUGA
This is a messenger RNA of Sorex fumeus (smoky shrew), 687 nucleotides long. It is a transcript of the gene TMEM114, whose product is annotated as transmembrane protein 114. The transcript has 4 exons. The coding region runs from base 40 to 687 and encodes 215 amino acids. NCBI's taxonomy places the organism in Eukaryota, Metazoa, Chordata, Mammalia, Eulipotyphla, Soricidae. The record is from RefSeq and is a predicted model, not a curated record. Gene Ontology annotation, cellular component: apical plasma membrane.